AUGAGUCAAGAGAAUGAGACGACCGACACGAUUUUGUGUUUGUCACUGAACGAAAGUCGCACUGAGAUAGCAGUAGGUACGUUGGUUGGGUUUUAUGUGUUUACUGUUGGAGACCAGUUAGAGCGAAAGUACUUUCAAAAAAUAGGAGGGAUAGGUGUCGCGGAACUUUUAGGGAAUUCUGAAAUAUUGUUGGUGGGUGGGGGAUCACAUCCUUUUAUGAGCGACUCUGAAAUUGUUGUUUACGAUAUGAAUACAAACAAAGUCAUCAAAGAGAAACAGCGCCACUACAAUCGUCCCAUUCGAAACUGUCGCGCUACUUCCAGUGACAUCUUCAUCGCAUCAGACCAAACCAUUGACGUCUUCAAAACACUUACAAGCGUUCCUCAGAUAUUCGACACCGGGGAGAAUCCAAGAGGCAUAUUUUCAGUGUGCUACAACAGAAGAAUCUUUGCGUAUCCCUCCGCACAAAUGGGACGAAUUAUAGUCCACGACUUGGAUAAUAGGUAUGACAUCGCAACAUUCCCAGCACACGAACAUGACAUAUACACGAUGUCUCCGUCCUUUGAUGGAGUCCUCGCAACAGUGAGUCAGAACGGAACGAUUCUACGAGUUUGGGAGACGGACAGUGGGACACUAGUCAAAGAGAUGAGAAGGGGGUCAACAUCUGCCAAUGUCUAUUGCGUCUGCGUGUCUGACGAUAAACGGUUUGCCGUGUUACAUAGCAAUAGUGGCACUGUACAUGUAUUUUCAUUAUGUGAAGAGUAUAAAAACCAAGUUGGAGUUGUUGCGGGACUCAUUUCGGGGAUGAUGGGAUGGGUCGGGAAGAAGGAAAACGUUGCCGAGUAUUCAGCCGUUACUAUUCCGAAAAUAGUCCCAGGCGUUCAGACGUGUGUGUGCUUCUUACCAUCGGAAAAGUGUCAGAUUGGGCUUUUUACACUGAGCGGUAAAUACAUCAAAAUCGGAUUAACCUUAAAUACACAUAACAAGACCAUCACCAACGAAGAUCCACAAACAAUCGCUUUUGACUUGGAAUGA
Molecule: messenger RNA, 1035 nt
Organism: Entamoeba invadens IP1
Lineage: Eukaryota; Evosea; Mastigamoebida; Endamoebidae
Product: WD repeat domain phosphoinositide-interacting protein, putative
Exons: 1
Coding region: 1-1035 (344 amino acids)
Biological process (GO): protein lipidation; protein localization to phagophore assembly site; autophagy of mitochondrion
Cellular component (GO): phagophore assembly site membrane; extrinsic component of membrane; cytosol
Molecular function (GO): phosphatidylinositol-3-phosphate binding; phosphatidylinositol-3,5-bisphosphate binding; protein binding
Source: RefSeq, a predicted model, not a curated record